Hyalella azteca is the source of this 1446-nucleotide messenger RNA. RefSeq lists its product as uncharacterized. NCBI's taxonomy places the organism in Eukaryota, Metazoa, Arthropoda, Malacostraca, Amphipoda, Hyalellidae. The transcript has 5 exons. The record is from RefSeq and is a predicted model, not a curated record. The coding region runs from base 1 to 1347 and encodes 448 amino acids. Gene Ontology annotation, cellular component: extracellular region.
AUGAUCACGAACCACCAGAGACCAGCAUGCAGUACAGGCGGAGCAACAUCGGGCGGCGUGUCAGGUCGGGACGCUGAGUUGAUAUUAAGAACACACAAUAAAUUCAGGGCACACGUGGCGUCAGGGCUCGAGAUGAAAGGCACCGCUGGUCCUCAACCACCUGCAGCAAACAUGAUGCAGCUGGUGUGGGAUGACGAGCUCGCCGCGCUGGCGCAGCGUCACGCCGACCAGUGCAGCUCCCAGCACGACUGCAACCACUGCCGCGCACUUGAUCGGUUCGCUGUGGGACAGAAUCUUCACCAGAGCGACUCGACUGGAGGUGGAAAGGAGGCAGACUGGACGAAAGUAAUCACGAGCUGGUAUGAGGAAGUCAGGGACUUCGACAACACUUUUAUUGAUCCAUUCACUUUCACGCACUCGACUGGGCACUACACACAAAUGGUGUGGGCAACCACGACUCACGUUGGUUGCGGCUACAGAUAUUUCCAAGAUGGCUCCAGGCAUAAGAAAUUAUACACGUGCAACUACGGCCCCGCGGGGAACAUUAUUGCCAACCCGAUGUACACGAUCGCGCGCGCGUGUUCGAAGUGUCCUCGUGGGUCUCGGUGUUCUGCUGUUUACUCGGGACUCUGUUCCGUUGCUGCAAAUGAUGGGAAAGGAAUUAAAUAUGAAGAUUAUUCCACACAAGGAUCGUCAUCUAGCCUCCAAGAGAUUGUGUCCAAAUCAUCUUUGAAUGAUGUGAUUGGUGGAUUAGUAAACUGGCAAAUUAUGAAACCCCUUCCUGAUCAAUUAAUGCGGUUCGCGGAGAAAACGAAUAACUGGAAUUUUGGGAAAUAUCCUUGGAGCAAAAAGGAGACAGAACUUGAACCUGAAGAUUCUAUUCCUUUGAUCAUGAUGGAAGAGCAGCCUGUUCUGAUUUCAUCCUGGUAUGUGAGACCUGCGGUAAAUCAUAAGUCUGACAAUAAAAAUGUUAUCCAAAGUGCAGAUUUUUUCAGCCACGAGUUUGAAGCGCAAAAAUUCCAGCUGCCACCGACCCCCGACAUCGAAGAAAUCGAACCGAGUUCCUGGCACUCAACAAAAAAUUGGGACCAAAACGAUGAAGCCCAGUUCUGGGAUCAACAUGAGCAUACAAGUCUCCAUGAGAACGAUCCCCUUGCCUCGGAAGACACGUUGGAAAUAGCCUACAGCAACAUUUUCUCUGACUAUGAUAAUUUAGAGGAGCCAGUUUCAUCCUUUCCCUCAGAUCGGUACGGAGUGCAUUCGUUCGGUGUAGCAGAACAGCAGGUUCCAACUCCUGACAGUUAUUAUGACCGAGCGUUCUAUUCGUCAGAAGAAAGCGAGUAUUGAAAUAGAUUUUCGUCGGCUCAUCCCGAUAGAUAUAGCAAAUACUUGGAAUUAGUACAUUUAAAGUUGAUUCAUUAGCACAUACAAUAUGAGCUUAUAAUU